Messenger RNA from Tigriopus californicus, 501 nucleotides. RefSeq lists its product as uncharacterized. Gene Ontology annotation, biological process: DNA integration. Gene Ontology annotation, molecular function: nucleic acid binding. The record is from RefSeq and is a predicted model, not a curated record. The transcript has a single exon. The coding region runs from base 1 to 501 and encodes 166 amino acids. NCBI's taxonomy places the organism in Eukaryota, Metazoa, Arthropoda, Copepoda, Harpacticoida, Harpacticidae.
AUGCAUGCAGACAUUUUUAAGGCCAAUGGGAAACAUCACUUAGUUACCACGGACGAAUUCGCAGGCUGGCCGUCUUUGGCCCACAUCCACAACAUGACCUCUCAUACUCUCAUCAACAGCUUCCACACCAUCUUCCUGGCGACAGGAGUGCCUAAUACACUUCAACAGGAUAAUGCUCCACAAUUUGUCUCACACCAGUUCCGAACCUUCCUUGCUGAAUGGGGCAGACUCCUUGAACCAUCAUCCCCCCUUCUAUCUCGAUCCAACGGCCGUGCUGAGGCAGCGGUUGAAGCCAUGAAGAAACUAGUACUUGGAGCUCUUCAUGAUCCUGACGCAAUCUCCUACGGCAUUUUGGCGUUCCGUAAAACUCCUCGGUACGGAGGCCAAUCCCCUGCAGAACUCAUAUUUGGUCAAAACGUCAGAGAAGCCCUACCUAUGCGUCCCAUGGCUCAUGAUCCCCAAUGGCGUAGACCUAUAAGAGAACUGGGCGAAAUUGCCUAG